CAAGAUUCUGUAACUUUAUGCAAGCUACAUUCAAGAAGAUCAUCCGAGAGAAAAUAGUAAUAAAGAAGUUAAGCUAACCAAUUUUGUAGCAAAUUGGCUCAAUUAUUUAGCAGAUCAAUAGCACCUAAUAUUAGUGAAUGCUUUCAUAAUUUCUAAAUAUUUGAUAUCUACAAAUGAUUAGAGUAAAUAGACUGAGCAUCAUAUCAAGGGAAGUUUUGGCUGUCUAAUUUAUUGAAUUAUAUCAAAGAUCAUGAGAAACGAAGUUAAAAUCAAAAUACUAGGAAUGGUUGAAAAGAAGAAAAACUGAAUUAGAUAAGCAGUAAUUUUUGAUUAAGUAUUUAAUUUUUAAGAAUCG
Molecule: messenger RNA, 355 nt
Organism: Paramecium octaurelia
Lineage: Eukaryota; Ciliophora; Oligohymenophorea; Peniculida; Parameciidae
Source: the annotation of a GenBank genome assembly